This is a messenger RNA of Metarhizium acridum CQMa 102, 858 nucleotides long. The record is from RefSeq and is a predicted model, not a curated record. NCBI's taxonomy places the organism in Eukaryota, Fungi, Ascomycota, Sordariomycetes, Hypocreales, Clavicipitaceae.
AUGAAGGAAUCACCCGAUUACACUCCAAUUAAUCAUGACGAUCCAAGGUCAAGUUCCGAGAUAGAAGAUGACUUUCUCAUCAGUAAAAACCACCCCACGCGUCAACAGCGCAGACGGUGCAUGCGACCAUUGCUCGCGAUAACCGCGGUGUUGGCACUCGCAGCAUACACAGCUAUUCUCGUAACCUUGACAUGGAGAAUGACAAGACAAAGUCGCCUUCACGGCACGCGGUUCCUCAAAUCUCCUGCGAAUGACUAUAUCACAUACGAACCGUAUGUAAUGGAGCAGUGGGAGCUUCCCGGGGAUAUUCAAUACUUUGCUAAGGUGGCAAGAUGCUCAAGUAUGAGCGUAGAUCAGAAUAUUGGAUUCUCGGCGGAGCUUAUGCAUGAACUCGGCCGGGAGGAAGAGGGCAUCAGAUUGCCGGACGGAACCUACUUCGGGUCGCUCAUGGUGUUUCACCAUCUUCAUUGCCUUAAAAACAUAUACCAUGCUUUGAACCCUUCCUACUACCACCUCGAUAAAUUGCAAGGCUCUGAGCUGGCCAUGCAUAAAGAGCACACUGAUCACUGUAUGCAUAUGCUCAUGGAUGCCGUCAUGUGUCAAGGAGACACGACGGUUCUCACCAUGAAAUGGGACGCCAAAGGAGCCCGACCAAUAGGGAACCUUAGCAGUCCACAUGAGUGUGUUAAUUGGGACAGGUUGAUGGAAUGGGUUGUUCCCAACUCCGUGGAUGUGUUUGCGGAUGGGAUGCUUGUUCACCCUACCUUUGGGCCUCUUUUCAAAGACGGAAAGCCCAGUGAUGGUUUCAAGGAUUCUAUAGCCAAGGCUGGCGCGGGGAAGGUGACUGGACUCGGUUGA